Messenger RNA from Echinostoma caproni, 1335 nucleotides. NCBI's taxonomy places the organism in Eukaryota, Metazoa, Platyhelminthes, Trematoda, Plagiorchiida, Echinostomatidae. The record is from the annotation of a GenBank genome assembly.
AUGGUCCAGAUUUUCACAUUCAAGAAACGUGAACAAAAUUCUGUUUUGGUCGGUCGUGGAAUGAAAGCUAGAUACAAACGGGCCGAUUGGAGAGCUUACAAGUCGCGCUACCCUCAAUCAAAUAAAAUCAAUAAAAGUUCCAAAGAGCACAGGGAUGCAGUCAACUUUAAUUCAUUGCGGCGUUUCUCGUUUAAAGAACAACUAGUGGUACCCGAACCGUCUGCAAUGAUCACGAAUGUUUCAACGGCAGAAGAACCAAUCCCGAGCGACACUCACUCUCCCGUUGCAGAUAAAUCUAGUCCGGAUGAGGAAGCUCCUGAACAUUUGCUGGACAUGGCCGAAGUUGACCAUGCACAACACGUCGAAUCCAGUAUUGUGCCGAGUUUUCACGUCUCACCAAACGGACAAAUUAUCUGGUGCUUGCGCAAAUUCACCCCAUCCGGACCGAAUGAGGUGGACGGAGGCGUGGUUGAUGUUUGCCUGGAACCGAAUGGGAUUUGUGGCCUGGCCCAGUCUUGGCUACAGGGUCAACCGGGUCAAUGGGAAUCGGCUGUGCUUCGUCGGGUAGUCUCUUUGGAUUUAGGCAACAAUCGAGCCGUGUUUGUCACUAGCAUGGGUCAGGUGAAGGUGCAAUUUGGUCUAUCCCAACGCAGGCCGUAUUGUCAAUCGUAUACCUGGCCGUGUCCGAACUAUCAUCUACUUCAGGUCGCCCUUUCCGCGAGUGGCAUUGUUUGGGCAUUGGCGGUAACGCGUUCGGACGAUCAACCGGACGGUGGUCCCCUAAAUUCCGGGGACAAUGAGGAAUUGGCUGUGAACGUUCUUCUGUAUCCCAUAUUACUGCAGUUCUCAGUGUUGCUUCCUGCAGAUCUGUUGGAUCCCGGUCAAACGAACGGCUCCGGUAACUCACAUUCAAGCCCUACCACAGUGUCCCCGUUGCACAUCAAAUCCCAACUGAAGUCAUCCUGCUGGAUCCCGCUGUCCAUCCCAAAUAGUCUACAGAGUACCGUGCGUCGUCUCAUGCAUUAUCGUUCCCAGUCCGGUCUCAACGGUUUGGCCACUGCACUAAAUGCAACGUUCCAGCUACGAUUCACGACCCAAGACCAGGUGUUCGAUCCGACCUCGGAUGAACUGGUAACCGAACCUCCCGGUUUCCAUGGCUACUACACUCUGGGGUGGCUAAUCUCGACUGCAUCUCAAUCGGUCGAUGCUCAGGGUUGUGGAUUCUUUCUGCCUAACUUAAAUCCUCCGUACAAAGCAGAUGAUACAUCCUGGUGUGAAGUGAGUCCAUGGGUUUGUUCGCUCGUGACAGGCCGUAGGAAUCCCAAUGUUUGUUAG